Messenger RNA from Chanos chanos (milkfish), 1742 nucleotides. RefSeq names its product syndecan binding protein (syntenin) 2 (gene sdcbp2). Gene Ontology annotation, cellular component: cytoplasm; plasma membrane. The record is from RefSeq and is a predicted model, not a curated record. Lineage: Eukaryota; Metazoa; Chordata; Actinopteri; Gonorynchiformes; Chanidae. Gene Ontology annotation, molecular function: protein binding. Bases 124 to 1026 code for a protein of 300 amino acids. The transcript is spliced from 9 exons.
UCGCGAAAUAGUUUCUAGUUUCGCUUGUCUACAGACAGGGGAGAUAGGAGUGUGUUGAUUUCGCAUAGUCGAGAUUUCUUCGUUUUGAAGUUACCAGUCGGGUAUCUAACAGAAAAAGUAACGAUGUCACUGUACCCAUCCCUGGAGGACCUGAAGGUGGACAAGGUGAUAAAGGCCCAGGCCCAGUUUGCCCACUCCACCUCUUCCAUGCCAGCCAUCACUGAGGGCACUUAUCAGCCCCAGCUUCCCACACAGGGGAUGCCAAGCUCCAGCCUGUAUCCAAACCUAGAGGAACUGGGAGAAUACAUGGGCCUGAGUCUCAACAGUGAUGAAGUGCAGAGGAACCUCGCUCUUGUGCCAGCGGCAGGCAACCAGGUGGCGCUCUCCUCGGCCGUAGGGGGUAUGGUGCGACCGGUGACCGGGGCAGACGUGGGGGUCAGGCGUGCAGAGAUCCGCCCAGGCGUGAGAGAGGUUAUCCUCUGUAAGGACCAGGAUGGAAAGGUUGGCCUGAGACUGAGGGACAUUGAUAAUGGCAUAUUUAUCCAGCUGGUGCAGGCCAACUCCCCGGCUGCACUGGCAGGCCUGCGCUUUGGGGACCAGAUCCUGCAGAUCAACGGGCAGAACUGUGCAGGCUGGAGCGGAGACAAGGCCCACAAGGCCCUGAAGGCAGCCGGAGAGCAGCGUAUCGAGCUCAUCGUUCGUGACAGGCCUUUCCAGCGUACGGUCACCAUGCACAAGGAUAGUUCUGGACAUGUCGGCUUCAUUUUCAAGUCUGGUCGCAUCACCUCUUUGGUCAAGGAUGGAUCUGCCGCUCGCAACGGACUGUUAACUGACCAUUACAUCUGUGAGAUCAACGGCCAGAACAUUAUUGGCCUCAAGGACCCCCAGAUCAAGGACAUCCUGACCACUUCUCCCACAACCAUGACCAUCACCAUCAUGCCUAAGUUCAUCUACGAGCACAUGAUAAAGAAGAUGUCAGGUGGCCUUCUGCGGUCAUCCAUGGACCACUCUGUGCCUGAGGUCUGAAGUCCUGACCACGCCCACAUCAGAAUGCCUACAAUCUCCAGCCUUCCUAUUGGACCCUCCCACUACAUGGGUUGUCUUUAUAUCGCUGAUCUGAUACUUCCUCAGUCAUUUAUCGUAACAUAUAUCAAUGGCCUUUUUCUAUUAUAGAUGUUGAACAUCCUUGUACCUUUUUUCUCACUAGUUUCUUUUCUAUUUUCCUUUUCAUUGUUGCCAUUUUUACAUCAUUGUCUUUUUAUAUAUAGUUAUGCGUUGUCAUUGUCUUUAUGGCCUUUGUCAUUUUUUUUUAUACAUUGUUGCACCUUUGUGAAGAUGGGAAUAAAAUUGAGCAGGGCUUUAGGUUUGGUCCAGAGCUUCCAUGGCAAAAAAGCUGCAGGAUUAGGAUUGUGGGCAUUGACUUCAGCACAUGGAAUCAUAGAAUUUCUCCACUUUGCAUGUAGGACUCAAAGCAAACCCCUCUACAAAUCAGUUGAUGCACCUGUGUGCCAAGAUCAGUGAAUGCAGAAACAGAAAUUAGGUUUAUUUUCGUAAAAAAUGAAAUUUAUUCCUUUUACUGAUAUUUGUUUUUAGUCUUUUUUGUUUGUUUGUCUGUUUUUAGAAAUGUAAUCUGAUAACCUUCACAGCCAUCAUUACUGUAAAUGCUAGUGUCUCAAAUUUAUAUUCGAAUGUAACCUGAAGAUGCUGUAAUUAUUAUAUAAUUAAUAAAUAGUCGUACUGGU